Messenger RNA from Hibiscus syriacus, 433 nucleotides. RefSeq lists its product as uncharacterized. The transcript is spliced from 4 exons. Lineage: Eukaryota; Viridiplantae; Streptophyta; Magnoliopsida; Malvales; Malvaceae. The record is from RefSeq and is a predicted model, not a curated record. The coding region runs from base 26 to 400 and encodes 124 amino acids.
GAAAUACUGAUGUAAAGAGAUAGUGAUGUGGGGAUUUGGACUUGUGAAUGCCGUUGUGGUGCAUCGGUUACGUCCUUUGAUAAUUCCAGGUUUGAAAGUGAUACCUGGAAUCUCCCAAAUAUCUUGUGCCCAUGUCACGUGCAGAGCCUUCAUCUCCAAUAGCAAAACCAUUGUGCAGUUGGAAGGAUUAAUACGAGUGGAGGUGCAUACCAUUACAAUCUCCUGUUUCUUUGCUUCUUCACUGGAGAUGGUGAUAAGAUCGAUCUACAGCUUGCCCGUUGCAUCGAGCAAGAUUGCAAUUGUAAAUGCGGAAACGAACACCAGCUGCGGCGUAGGUUCUCGUACAUCUUCUGCGGUGACACAGCACUACAUAGAGGAUACUAUCAUGAGCGUUUCAUAGAUAUAUCUAAGGUCUGUGUUUCCUUGUCUUUUC